AUGCCUCCUUCCACCUCAUCCCCAAGCUCGUCGAGCCUGCGACAUCUCCCCCAGCAGGUCGCCGAUGGGCUCGUCCUUCCCCAUCCAAGUCCCAUGCCUAAGCCGAUUCGUCUAUCCUACAAUGUCUCGACCAGAAAGCUCGCCACUCGCCCCCGUCCUCGCCCGACAGUCGCGUCAAUAGCGGACGUUUUCGUCGGCUCUUUGGUGCUGGCGAGCUUCUGUCAGGAACACUCGCCGCGUUGCCGAGGGCUGUCAACAAUGUGCGUGAAAGCGCCGGAAUAUAAAAUGCGGAGGUUUCGGGGCAAUGAUAUGUCUGGCAGGAUGCAGCUGCCAUCAAAGAAGCGAUUGGAAUACACGAUGUCCGCGGAGAACUUUUCGCCGGCUCGGCGGUUUAUGAGCAACGGAUUGAAGCAUGCAGAUGAACCGCUGACAGAUGAAGAUGGCCGAAAUCACAAAUCGGAGGAGAAAACGGAGCCUGACAGCAAUGGUGCACGUGGUAAUUCGUCAAAAAGCGACGAGUUUGAGGAGCAUCCGUCUUCAAAGGAGUCUUCCCACGAAGACAAAUGGGUUCAACCAGACAAGAAACUCUAUCGCUCUAUUUCGAACCUCUACCGCACCACUUUCAAUUUGGGCCUUGAUUGGAAAGAAGCUGCCGAUAUUGUGGCGUUCCCGCAAAAAUCAAUGCGCACCACGAAGGAUCACUCACACGAUGCCGUCGAGAUUCCAUCUGUUGCGAAGCUUGUCGAAACACUACGGUCCAAUCAACAACCAUCCACCCAAUAUCUUUUUCGACUCUAUAGGAGCAUCCCUGCCCCAGGAGUUGCGCAUCUCUCUAAGAAAUCCCGCGGUGCCCUUCUACGUCGAUUCGCUGCGCCGCGCGAUCGAAGAUGGGUUGAUGCCCGUCGCUUUCUGGCAUUGGUGGAUGACAUGAUCACGGCCGGUCUCCCCAUGUCUCGGACGAUUUGGAGCUCGGCGAUUCACUUUGCUGGCCGGGCAAAAGGCCAAGUCGCCCGGAGAGAUUUGGUGCGCGCAAUUGGCAUUUGGCAGCAGAUGGAGCACGUGGCGGGGAUUCCGGCGGACGAUGUCGUUUUCAACAUCCUAUUUGACAUCGCCAUCAAAGCCGGUCAGUUUACGGUUGCCGAUAGGCUGCAGGAAGAAAUGGUGAAGCGAAACAUCAGCUUCUCUCGCUGCGGCAAGGUUUCAAAAAUAUACUAUUACGGCUUGCGACAUGAUCUCAAUGGCAUUCGAGACCAGUUUGACGAGUUCGUCAGAUCCGGAGAGCUCGUCGACACUGUCGUGCUGAAUUGCCUGACCGCGUCAUUUCUUCGAGCCGGAGAUGUGCAGACGGCGGAACAGUUGUAUGCGCGCAUGCUCGAAGCCUACGAUAGGCAAAGAAACGCGACUCCCAUUCCCGACCAGACAUCUAUCACGAACCCUACGCUGUCGUCAGAAUUCGCGAUCUACCGCGCGAGAACCCGGAGCCUGGGCCGUAUACUGAAGAAGUCUCAGGCCCUCAAGAACCGCCUGCCCGAAUAUCACCGUGCUCUCCAAGACUCGCUUCCGAUGACUCCAGACACACGAACUUUCUAUACUUUCCUUCGAUACUAUGCAUACCACAGUGGCGAGCUCGACAGCUUCAUGGCCGUGUUGCGCGACAUGGAAUAUUUUUAUACUGUUCCGCCCCGUCCCCUAAUUUACCUUCUCCUCUUCGAAGGGUUCUCUCGUUUCGGCCGAAGAAACAAGGCAUGGUCUGCAGAGAAGCUGCGGCUGACUUGGCACACCUAUCUACGGGCACUACGUGACUCCAAGACCAGACAAAACAAGACAUAUACCACUCCUCCAAAGGAGGUCUGGGAAAACCCACUGUCUGGCGAUGGCACGGAAGAAAGUACUCAGGAGGAGACCUCCAGGGCAAAGGCGACGGACGACCUAUAUAUGCCGUUACCGUCGGUAGAUGCGGACGGGAACCUAGUGAUCCACGAGGAGCCUGACAAUACCGCAGUCGACACCACUCAUCGAGACACAGACCCCAGGGCCUCCGAGGAAACCGAGCACGAUGACGACGCCGAUGCCAAAUACGAAGAUUUCGACCUGAACGAGUUUUUCAACGACAACCGCUCUCCUUCUUUGCGCCGAGAGCUGGAAGAAAUGGAAAAAUUCGAAGAAGUCGACUACCGCGUUGAAAACGGCGUCUUCCUCGGCCGGCGCAUGGUCAUUGUGAUUCUGCGCGCAUUUGGCACCUGCUGUGGGCCCAAGGAGGUCCUGGAGGCGUGGUUGCAGCUUGAACGAUUAUGGCAUCCUGAUCGGCGCAAGUUUAAUGAUGUCCUUGCUGUUCGGGAGGAGCUUGAUAAGCAGAUGUCGAGAAAGUAG
Penicillium lagena is the source of this 2370-nucleotide messenger RNA. RefSeq names its product pentatricopeptide repeat protein. Bases 1 to 2370 code for a protein of 789 amino acids. Gene Ontology annotation, molecular function: protein binding. The transcript has a single exon. The record is from RefSeq and is a predicted model, not a curated record. NCBI's taxonomy places the organism in Eukaryota, Fungi, Ascomycota, Eurotiomycetes, Eurotiales, Aspergillaceae.